AAUUAGUUAAUCGAUAAUAGUAGGAUUCGCCGGGGAGAAGGAGAAAAAAAAUUAGAUGCAUGGGUCUCAGGUUCGAGUAAUAACCAAAAUAACUACAACUUCAUUUUUGCAUAGACGUGGAGAUGCUUUUUGGUUAGAAACCUCGACAACCACUAACGAAGAUGAGGACAAUGAAAACGUUGUGUUUUGACUUUUAUGCCCCUCUAAACCCUAAAUUCAAUAAUUUGGGUCGUCACUCGUCAGCAAGCUGGAUCUAAUCCACCACUCUCUCCAAUUGUCAUUCACUCCGGUUUUGCUAUUUCCAAGGAGAGAAAGAUGAUAGCUGUGAUCGGAUUGCUUCUGGGUUUUCUAGUAUCAGCAUUGUUCUUAAUCCAAGGAAAGCGAAGAAGAACAAACGACAAUCAAGAGAAGAAGAGAUCUAGCAGUGAGCCUGUAGAAGAUGUGGUAAGACCAAAAAGUUACAGCAAGAGUGAAGUCGCAGUACAUAACAAAAGGAACGAUUGUUGGAUCAUAAUCAAAGAUAAAGUCUAUGAUAUUACUUCUUAUGUUGAAGAACAUCCUGGUGGUGACGCUAUUCUUGAUCAUGCUGGUGAUGAUUCUACUGAUGGCUUCUUCGGACCUCAACACGCCACUCGUGUUUUCGACAUGAUUGAAGAUUUCUACAUCGGGGAACUUCAUUAGUAAAAGCUUAAAGAUUUGAGAUUUGAUUGAAGAUUUGAGAUUUCUUCUUAAGUAAGCUUAAAGAUGGCUUUUUUAAUUCUCUUCUCAUUGAAGAUUUGAGAUUGCAUUACCUUUUUGUCUUGCUAGUGUAACACUUCUUCUUCCAUUGUAUUGCCAAAGUUUCCUCCUUUCUCUUAAUUUUCAUGGUGAAGCUAUGCUCUGUUUCAAGUGUUCUAUGCUUAACUCUGUCUCAAGUGUUUUAAAUCCAUCAAUUUUGAGUUUAAUCUAUUGAAUUGCUUUAUGGGAAUCAAUAGGAUCAU
Arabidopsis thaliana (thale cress) is the source of this 980-nucleotide messenger RNA. It is a transcript of the gene CB5LP, whose product is annotated as cytochrome B5-like protein. Gene Ontology annotation, cellular component: membrane. The coding region runs from base 316 to 681 and encodes 121 amino acids. The record is from RefSeq and is marked reviewed. NCBI's taxonomy places the organism in Eukaryota, Viridiplantae, Streptophyta, Magnoliopsida, Brassicales, Brassicaceae. The transcript has a single exon. Gene Ontology annotation, molecular function: heme binding.